Molecule: messenger RNA, 3409 nt
Organism: Lucilia sericata (common green bottle fly)
Lineage: Eukaryota; Metazoa; Arthropoda; Insecta; Diptera; Calliphoridae
Gene: Hmx
Product: homeobox protein Hmx
Exons: 3
Coding region: 799-2451 (550 amino acids)
Biological process (GO): regulation of transcription by RNA polymerase II
Cellular component (GO): nucleus
Molecular function (GO): RNA polymerase II transcription regulatory region sequence-specific DNA binding; DNA-binding transcription factor activity, RNA polymerase II-specific
Source: RefSeq, a predicted model, not a curated record
ACACGUCAUCAAAAACUCAACUAAAACUUUAUUUUACAAAAAAAAAGAAACGAAUUUUCGAUAUAAAACGGUUUACAACGUUUAACUAAGAAAAAAAAGUUUGCAAAUAUUAAAUAAAAGAGAGGGGCCACAAUUGUGGAAAACAAAAAAUAAAACAACAAUUAUUUGAUGUUGAAAAUCCUCUAAAAAAAAAAACAUUUUUACACACUCUCUCUAACUAAAAUUUAUUCAAUCAACAAACAUUCACACACCCAUACAACACUCACACAUAAACACACCAAAAACUAUAACGUGCUCAAUAGAAUUUUCACAAAAAAAAGGAUAUAAUUCUAGCAAGGAUAAUAUAUUUGUAGAAGUUUGAAUGUAAAAAAAAGUGUGUGUAUAGAAUUUUCGCUGGUUUGUCUGUCUUUCUGUCAAGCGAGAGUAGACCGACAGUAAACGUUUGUUAACGGUUACGGAUACACAACAAAGGAUAUGAACGAUUUAAAUGUAAAACAUUGAUGAUCGUGAAAGGACGUAUACAUUUUUAAUAACGGAUAAAAAUAGCUAAAGAUUUUUUUUCAAAACAAUUUUCAAAUUUAUAAAAAGAAAUCUCUAUAAGAAAAAAACAAAACGUGUACAAAUGAAAGAACACCUUUAAGAAUAUUAUAAAAAAAAGUUUAAAUCAAAAUUAGAAAGAAAUAAUAAAAUGAGAAAUUAAAAAAUCAUUUAAAAAAAUCCAUUAUUGUGUUAAAAAAAAAAAAAAAAUUAUUAAAAAUUAAUUAAUAAACAACUUAGAAACAAAUAACAAAUACAAUCAUGUCUUCCUCUGAACAUGAAGUUGAUAUCAGUGUGGUCUCUAGUCCCGAACCCAGUCCCAUGGGUUGUGGUCAAGAGGGUCAUGAAACGCCUCUCAGAUCCAACUCACCGGCCCGUUCACAUGGUGCCUCAACGCCCAACUCCAAUCAUACACCCACUACAGCCGCAGGCACACCCACAUCAAACACUUCCAAUUAUCAUCAUCACCACAGUCCCACCACUAUGGCUGCAGCUGUGCCACCAACAGUUUUACAUCAUCACCUACAGCAUCAUUUGAAUUCUUUAAAUGCUGGCCAUCCGGUAGCUCUGCAUCAUGCUCUGCACAGUUUUGGCCAUUUAACACAUCCUGCUCAUCAACAUUUACUACAUCCAGCUGCUGUAACACCGGCGGCGGCACAUCAUUUUUCCAAUGCUCUCAAUAGUGAACGUCUUAGUCCACCGGCUAUGGCUGCCAUGGCUCCUAAAUCACCCGAAUCCACCACUACCGAAGAAUCACAAACAAAUAACAAUAAUAAUAAUUCAAAGAUGUUAAAUAAUAAUGAAACAAAUACCGCUGGCGGUCAACAACAACAAUCAGCAGCUGCUGCAGCAGCAGCGGCAGCUUUAAAUGGCAAUAUUAAUAAAGUCACAUCGGGCAAUGGUUUCACUAGUUUUUCCAUUUCCUCCAUUUUAAGUCGCAAUGAACCGAAAAAGAAUGGUUCUAAUUUAAUUACACCCAUACCGCAAUUGCCGCCGGCUACGGUAGGCGCUGGAGGACCACAAGAUGCUGCCAUGUUGUCAAGAUUGGGUUUCAUUUCACAAUGGGGAGCUUUAGCUGGUCGUUAUGCUGCCUUGUGUCCUCCUGGUUGGCCCUGGGCACCACAACGUAUGCCUUUUCAUAGUCCUACACAUGAUAGCUCUUCUACAAACACCACAGAGAAUCCCUCAUCACCACCUUCCCCCCAACAUAAUGGCUCUCUGGCUAAUGGUAGCAGCAGCAACAACAACAACAAUAAUAAUGGCACAAAAUCACCCUCUCCCCAUUUAUCCUAUCAACAACAUCAUAAUCACCAUCAUCAUCAUCUCUCACAACCCCAUCAGCCCUCAACACCCACUAGUUCGAGCGCAGGUCUCAAUCAUCAUUCCUCACACUCCAACUCUAGCUAUUUACUACCCACCAGUUCAAAUGAAUCCGAUGAUGAGGGUGAAGAAAUCAUUGAAGAAGAUGAUGGCACUGAUGGUCCUUCGGAUGGUUCUUCACCUCAAGGCGAUUCGAAUCAAACGAAGCGUAAGAAAAAAACCCGUACAGUAUUCUCUAGAGCUCAAGUUUUCCAAUUGGAAUCCACAUUCGAUAUGAAACGCUAUUUAAGUUCUUCGGAAAGAGCCGGUUUGGCGGCUUCUUUGCGUUUGACCGAAACACAAGUGAAAAUAUGGUUUCAAAAUCGUCGCAAUAAAUGGAAAAGACAAUUGGCUGCUGAGCUGGAGGCUGCUAAUAUGGCAAAUAUGGCCCAUGCUGCCCAACGUUUAGUGAGAGUGCCCGUUUUGUAUCAUGAUGGUACGACAUCUGGUUUUGUGCCACCACCACCUCCACAUCCUCAUGCCAUGCAAUAUUAUGCUGCUGCCGCCGCACGCAACAACAGCCCACCUCGGCCACCAUUGUCUUCACUCGUAUAGGGGGUGGGGUGCUUAACUGCGGCCGCCGUAGCAGCUGCAGCAGCUGGUGUCUCCUCUUCAACAACGUCAUCAUCAACUACAACAGCCACAACUUCAUAUGGUAGACCCACAACGCCACUCUCACCUCAUCAUAAUCUUCAUUUGUCACACCAUGCUCAUCACCAUCAUGCCCAUCAUCAUCAUUUGCAGCACCUAAUGCGUGCCUCUUCGCAAUCACCAUUUCAUCAUGCUGCCCACCAUUCCACUUUGGCAGCAGCAUUAACACCACUCUCUCAACAUUCACACGAUGAGUCUGAGGCCGAUGAUACGGCCAUAGAUGUGGAAAAUGAGGAUGAGGAACAACAACAACAACAGAACUCUCAAAGUGCUAAUAUAGAGGAAAUGAUGACGGGAAAGUUUUCUCAGACAAAUGGUCACUCUACAACUCCUACCGCUCAGAGCGCACAGACAACUGAAUUGCUUAUACCAAAAACUCAGCAUCAGCUGGCAUUGGAAAGGCAGGUUAAUGGUGUGCAUAAGGCCUCAAUGGGAGGAAUAGCUGGCGGAGAAGAAGGAAAACUGAAUGGCAAUUUGAAUCAUAACAAUAUGGCAGAACAAAUAAAAAAUCAUAAAAUUUAUUGAGAACACAAAUUCUGGUCAUAAACAAAAACAAAAAGAGAUUUAUGAAAGUCAUAUACACUGUAAAAAAUAUUAGGAAAUAAAUUUAAAUAAAUAAAUUUUAACAUUUAAAAAAAAAAAUCCAAAAUAAAGGAAUUGGUUUCAUAAAAACGAAAGAAUUAUAAUUAUCACAUAUUGUAAAAAAUCCUAUAAAAUUUAUAUAUAAAAAAACCAAAAAAAAAAAAAAAAAAUAUCAACCAUAUUAAUUGUUCCUAUUUAAUUUCUGUAAAUAUUCUUCACCUAUUUAUUAACCUUAAGUCAAUGAUGUAAAAAUAUUAUUCAAAACGAAAAAUUAUCAAAU